AUGAGUUCCGUAACCGAGAUCGUAUCCGAACAGCAAGUGAUCGACGGUAUUCAGGAUUUGGCUCUUCAAGUUCAGGAUAAAAACAAGACCCAGGAAGAGAUCCAUGAGCCGAGUUUCGGGAAUCAUGGUGGAUGUUGUGCAAUUUGCUUGAAUGAAAUUCCUCUUCAAGAAACUGCUAUGGUGAAAGGCUGUGAACAUACUUACUGUGUGACGUGCAUACUUCGCUGGGCGAGUUACAAAGAGAGUAGUCCUACAUGCCCGCAAUGUAAGCAGCCAUUUGAUUUCCUCAGUGUCCACCGUGCUCUUGAUGGCAGCAUUGAGGAUUUUAUGUUUGAGGAGAGUGUGUGCCUUCUCCUGAGAGCCUCUUGGUUUCUACCAUUGGAUGUGGCGGAACAGGCGUCAUACAGCGAUGGCUACCAUGAUGAUUUUGACAUUCCUUGUGACUACGAGGAUGAAGAUGAUGACCUUGACGAGUUUUAUUUGCGUGGGCCAAGUCUUCGCAUAGGAAAUCGAAGAUGGGGUGACAAUGGUUUUGUCAGAUCGGGGCGUCAAGAAGCCAGGCCAGUCCAGAAACACAGUAGUUCCAGUUCCAGUUCUAGUUCUGGGUCAUCCUCGUGUGAGACUAAGGAUAAGCAGGUGAAACUUACAAAUACAACAGGAAGACGUGCAAAGAGAGCAAUGAAGCGCGAAGCUGCUAACAAAGCAGCAGAAGUAGCUGCGGCAGCAAAGCACGAAGCCCAUUUGGUUAGGUUGGGAAGGAAGUGA
This is a messenger RNA of Arabis nemorensis, 765 nucleotides long. NCBI's taxonomy places the organism in Eukaryota, Viridiplantae, Streptophyta, Magnoliopsida, Brassicales, Brassicaceae. The record is from the annotation of a GenBank genome assembly.